AUGCCGAGAGAACUCGACAACGCCGCGCCCGAGAUCUACGCCACGGCUGGAACUGGGCGAGAGGAGGGGCUGUGGGCCGACGCAUUCGAGGACCCCCUUCAGCCCUCCGAUGAGGAGAGGGAAGAGAUUGACUCCCAGGAAGUCUUCGACCUUAUACGCUCCGUCACCGACCCCGAGCAUCCCGUGUCGCUCGAGCAGCUCCGCGUCGUCUCGCCCGAGGACGUCCAUGUGCGCGGCAACCGCGUGCUCGUGUAUCUUACUCCUACAAUCCCGCACUGCUCCAUGAGCACGCUGAUCGGCCUUUCUCUCCGCGUGCGUCUGCUUCGCGCUCUGCCUUCUCGCUACCGCGUUGACCUCCGCAUCAAGGAAGGCACGCACCAGUCCGAGCAUGCUGUCAACAAGCAGCUGAACGACAAGGAGCGUGUUCAGGCUGCUCUUGAGAACAGGCACCUGCUCCAGGUCGUGGAGGGCUGUCUCGCCACCGCUGGGCGGCGUGGUGCGACUGGCUGCGACGCCGACGAUCACACCGGCCACAACCACUAG
Messenger RNA from Trichosporon asahii var. asahii CBS 2479, 543 nucleotides. RefSeq names its product transcription-related protein. The record is from RefSeq and is a predicted model, not a curated record. The transcript is spliced from 3 exons. Bases 1 to 543 code for a protein of 180 amino acids. Gene Ontology annotation, biological process: iron-sulfur cluster assembly. NCBI's taxonomy places the organism in Eukaryota, Fungi, Basidiomycota, Tremellomycetes, Trichosporonales, Trichosporonaceae.